GAAUAAUGAGGUAAUUUCUGAGGUUGCAUCCACGUAGACUCAAUCGUGGGUGGGGGUGCAAAGUGAAAAUUCAUCGAUAAACCCUUCUUCUACGUUCUUCCUAAACCCGAGCAGCAGCAGCAGCAGAUAAACAUGGCGUGGACUACAACAUCUCCUUCUUUCAAUCUCCUCCCUUCUCUUUUCUUCCCUUUCCAUAAACCCUCUCUUCCACCAUCCUUCUUCUCUAAUAACCCUUCAACCCCUCUUCGCCUCUCCCCCACCCUCACACUACCCUCCUCCUCCUUCCCAACCCACAUUUGCACCGCCGCUGAAUACAAAUUCCCCGACCCAAUUCCCGAAUUCGCCGUCGCCGAGACCGAGAAGUUCAGGGCUCAUCUCCUACAAAAGCUCUCUAAGAGAGAUAUUUACGGGGAUUCACUUCAACAGGUCGUCGGAAUAUGCACUGAGAUAUUCAAUACCUUUAUGCAUACCGAGUAUGGCGGACCUGGAACUUUGUUAGUUUUACCUUUUAUUGAUAUGUCUGAUGCUAUCAACGAACGAGGAUUACCUGGAGGCCCUCAAGCUGCUCGUGCUGCUGUUAAAUGGGCUCAAGAUCAUGUUGAUAAAGACUGGAAUCAGUGGACUGGUGAUGAUGCCACCUAACGCAGUCCCUACCUGCACUAGAAAUUCAUUUUGUUCAUCUGAUUUACCAUAACGUUUGUCCAAAUAAGGGUGAGUUUGUUCUUGAAUGAACUAACCGAGAUGUAGGGAUGAUAGGGAUAUAAGGAUAGAACUUAGAUAAAAAGCAAACAGAAACUCUUUCAUUGUAACCAUAAACUUUAGUGUAUUGUCUGCAUUAGCAAUCUAUAUUGUUUUAGCUGUACUUUCAAUAUGUUAAUUUUGAAUUAUGGA
Messenger RNA from Cucumis sativus (cucumber), 891 nucleotides. Its product is annotated as protein PLASTID REDOX INSENSITIVE 2, chloroplastic. NCBI's taxonomy places the organism in Eukaryota, Viridiplantae, Streptophyta, Magnoliopsida, Cucurbitales, Cucurbitaceae. Bases 133 to 642 code for a protein of 169 amino acids. Gene Ontology annotation, biological process: regulation of gene expression. The transcript has 3 exons. The record is from RefSeq and is a predicted model, not a curated record.